This is a messenger RNA of Belonocnema kinseyi, 608 nucleotides long. RefSeq lists its product as uncharacterized. The record is from RefSeq and is a predicted model, not a curated record. The coding region runs from base 25 to 378 and encodes 117 amino acids. The transcript has 3 exons. Lineage: Eukaryota; Metazoa; Arthropoda; Insecta; Hymenoptera; Cynipidae.
ACAGUUUGAUAUAGUAAGUGGAUUAUGUAUUGUUUAAUUGGUUUAAAAUUUGCGACAUCUUGGAAUAAUUUACCAUUUUCCGCAUUUAUAUUUUUUGAUUUAGCAGACAUCAUCGUUGAUUGUGUGGAAGAGUUUUAUCCAACAAGGCGGAAAAGUGGCCUUGACGCUACUACAAAAGUUUUAACAGCUUUAAGAUUUUUCGAAGCUGGCAGCUGUCAGAUGGAUGUUGGGAAAAAUAUGUAUUCAGCCAUUAGUCAACCGCCUGUCAGCAGAUGCAUCCGAGACGUGAUUGAAGUGUUUAAUGCAAGAGAUUUUUUCGAUGAUUGGGUGCACUUUCCUCGAACCAUCGCAGAAUUGAACACUAUUCGAAGAGAGUAAUCCUACAAGGAUUCCGUAUAUAAUUUAAGAAAUGUUCUUUUUAAUCGUGAAAUAAGAAAUUAUACUGAAGUAACUUCUGUAAGCAUUUUUCCUAAUCAGUAGUAGAAAAUUAAUAAUUCACAGUAAAAUUGUCACCAAGUUACUGUACUAUUAACCUUUCCCGGUAAGAAGCCUGGCAUUAAAAAGUAUUAGAAAAUUUGAAUCCCUAAGAAUGCCGUUUCUGUCCUUAG